CCCUCUGCCACCAUGAUGAGGUCGGCUCAAUUCCUUCUCGCCUGAUCACCUCGUCUCGCAUUCAUCGCUGAGCUUGUCAUCAGCCCUGUUUGCGUGCCUGGACAGGGCCUACCUGUCACUGUCCUCUCCCUUGGACUUUCACCACGGGGCCCUCGAGAGAUCGCGAUCGACCUCGACAGCAUCAUCUACACGUUCCACGCUGUCCUCGACUAGUCGGCCCAAUGCUGCCAACAUACUCGACAUCCGGCUCCAAGGUGGUGCCAAGGCAUCACGCUGGCGGGUUUGCAAAUGGCUACCCUAGAAAGAAGGACCUGAACUUUGACAUAUCACCACAUCGAUUUCAACCUCGUGGUACGACACCAGCAUUUCGACGGCGCCGGCGCCUGUUCGUGAGGAUCGGCAUAGUACUAGCUGUCGCGUUUCUCUUCGGGAUAUUUGUUUGGCCAGGGGCAAGAGGAGGGUCCUUUGCGUCGCUGUUCUCCCUCGGCUUGAUAUCUACAGAGGACUUUCAGCUCGAAACCGUGCGCUACUAUGACCUGUCUAAUGUACAGGGCACCGCACGGGGCUGGGAGCGCGAGGAGCGCAUUCUCCUUUGCGUGCCCCUCCGCGAAGCCGAAGCCCACCUGCCGAUGUUCUUUUCGCACCUUAACAAUUUCACCUACCCGCACCACCUGAUAGACCUUGCAUUUCUAGUCUCCGACUCGAAGGACCGAACACUGGAGGUAUUAACGGACGGACUGGAGGCCCUGCAGGCGUCAGAAAACUACAAUAUGCAUUAUGGAGAGAUAUCCAUCAUUGAGAAGGACUUUGGGCAGAAGGUCGAACAAGAUGCGGAGAGUCGGCACGGGUUUGCUGCGCAGGCGAGCAGGAGAAAGCUGAUGGCCCAGGCCAGGAACUGGCUCCUGACCGCUGCGCUUCGCCCCUAUCACUCGUGGGUCUAUUGGAGGGACGUCGACGUGGAGACUGCCCCAUUCACCAUUCUGGAGGACCUGAUGCGGCAUAACAAGGACGUCAUAGUACCAAAUGUAUGGCGACCUCUCCCGGACUGGCUUGGCGGAGAACAGCCAUAUGAUCUCAAUUCCUGGCAAGAGUCAGAGACUGCCCUGGCACUGGCCGAUACCCUGGACGAGGACGCCGUGAUUGUCGAAGGAUACGCAGAAUACGCAACAUGGAGACCGCACUUGGCUUACCUACGAGACCCUUAUGGCGAUCCAGACAUGGAAAUGGAGAUUGACGGCGUCGGCGGUGUCAGUAUCUUGGCCAAGGCCCGCGUAUUCCGAUAUGGCGUACACUUCCCAGCCUUCAGCUUUGAGAAACAUGCGGAGACGGAAGGAUUUGGAAAGAUGGCUAGGAAAAUGGAUUUCUCAGUCGUUGGUCUACCUCACUACACCAUAUGGCAUCUCUAUGAGCCGAGUGUGGACGACAUCAAACACAUGGAGGAGAUGGAGCAAGAGAAGCUCGCCCAUGAGGCAGAAGAACAGGAGAAGGCUGAGAAAGAGAAGAAGCUGAAAGAAGGGUACAGCUUUGACGACGCGAGCCAACAGUGGGAGAAGGACAAAGAUGCCGUGUCGAACAUGGCCAACACCAAGGCAGGGAGGGAAAAUCCUGGAUCUGACACCGCGCAGAAGCCUGAGAAGUCCGGCCAGGCAGAACCCGCAAGAAGCGAGGAUGAUCUGAGAAGGAAGCAGCCAUAGACGUUCAGGAUACAUUGCCAGGUCUGCUGGUCCGCUAGCAGUGGGCUCGGAUGCGAAGCCUCAGUCCCCUUAGAUCAUUGCUUACGACUUACAUUUUUUUUCUUCUCUCUCUUUCUUUCCUGAACAGCAUAUAUUCUGGUCGAGGAGUGAAGAAGGUGGACAAGGGAGACAUCUCUGCACACGCACGAUCCAUGGCGUUCGAGGAGACUGAUGGCUUUGGAAGACAAAACGGACGAACAAACAUCAACUUUACAUGCUGUACAGGAUUAUGAAUACGGCCGAUGAACACCAUGGCUC
Messenger RNA from Cryphonectria parasitica EP155, 1991 nucleotides. Its product is annotated as family 62 glycosyltransferase. The transcript is spliced from 5 exons. The record is from RefSeq and is a predicted model, not a curated record. Gene Ontology annotation, molecular function: alpha-1,6-mannosyltransferase activity. Gene Ontology annotation, cellular component: mannan polymerase complex. Bases 222 to 1694 code for a protein of 490 amino acids. NCBI's taxonomy places the organism in Eukaryota, Fungi, Ascomycota, Sordariomycetes, Diaporthales, Cryphonectriaceae. Gene Ontology annotation, biological process: cell wall mannoprotein biosynthetic process; protein N-linked glycosylation.